This is a messenger RNA of Columba livia (rock pigeon), 1756 nucleotides long. RefSeq names its product proteasome 26S subunit, non-ATPase 14 (gene PSMD14). Gene Ontology annotation, biological process: protein deubiquitination; proteasome-mediated ubiquitin-dependent protein catabolic process. Gene Ontology annotation, molecular function: metallopeptidase activity; protein binding; proteasome binding. NCBI's taxonomy places the organism in Eukaryota, Metazoa, Chordata, Aves, Columbiformes, Columbidae. The coding region runs from base 501 to 1433 and encodes 310 amino acids. Gene Ontology annotation, cellular component: proteasome regulatory particle, lid subcomplex. The transcript has 15 exons. The record is from RefSeq and is a predicted model, not a curated record.
CGGACUCGGUUUGAAUGAAAUCCGGCUGAUUCACGGUGGCCCGGGCGGAGGUGGCGCGGCCGGGGAGGGUCUGCGCGGAGUACACUGUAGGAAACCAGAAAAACAACAAGGAUUGAGAUUGACUUUCUUCAGAAAUUUUUAUGCAAACAUAUUUGAAAGCUGUAUGUCCCUGGAAAGGUACUAGGCAAGCUGAAACGUCUGACAGAAGUUGUCAGCCCAGGAGAACGCUCUUGUGUUGAGGGAUCACAUCGUGGAGCGUUAAUGCGAGAUAAAAGUCGUGCACUGUAGUGUGAAAUUCCUGUGUCUCAUGCAAAGAGAUACACUUCUCUUUAAACAGAGACUGCUAACGCUUGCAGGCAGGAGGAAAUAUUAUCAAAAUAACUUUUACUGACUUUGGAAGAAGUGGAGGAAAGAAACCCGCUGGCAUCGUCUUUAUAGUCAUAAAGUGGGAGCUGCUCUUGAGUUUGUUCUGCAAUCACGUCUUGCUGAGUACCAGAGAUAUGGAUAGACUUCUGCGACUUGGAGGAGGUAUGCCUGGGCUGGGACAGGGGCCACCAACAGAUGCUCCAGCGGUCGAUACAGCGGAACAGGUUUAUAUCUCUUCCCUUGCACUGCUGAAAAUGUUGAAGCAUGGUCGUGCUGGUGUCCCUAUGGAAGUUAUGGGUUUGAUGCUCGGGGAAUUUGUUGAUGAUUACACUGUGAGGGUGAUUGAUGUUUUUGCGAUGCCGCAGUCGGGAACGGGUGUCAGUGUGGAGGCAGUUGAUCCUGUAUUUCAAGCAAAAAUGUUGGAUAUGCUGAAACAGACGGGAAGACCUGAGAUGGUAGUUGGUUGGUAUCACAGUCACCCUGGCUUUGGCUGUUGGUUGUCUGGUGUAGAUAUCAAUACUCAGCAGAGCUUUGAAGCCUUAUCAGAAAGAGCUGUUGCUGUGGUGGUGGAUCCCAUUCAGAGUGUAAAAGGAAAGGUUGUUAUUGAUGCCUUCAGAUUGAUCAAUGCUAAUAUGAUGGUCUUGGGACAUGAACCAAGACAAACAACUUCAAAUCUGGGUCACUUAAACAAGCCAUCUAUCCAGGCACUAAUUCAUGGACUGAACAGACAUUACUAUUCCAUCACCAUCAACUACAGGAAGAAUGAACUAGAACAGAAGAUGUUGCUAAAUUUGCAUAAGAAGAGUUGGAUGGAAGGUUUGACACUUCAGGACUACAGUGAACAUUGCAAACUCAAUGAAACAGUAGUGAAGGAGAUGUUAGAGUUAGCUAAGAAUUAUAACAAGGCUGUUGAAGAAGAAGAUAAGAUGACACCUGAACAGCUGGCAAUAAAAAAUGUUGGCAAGCAGGACCCCAAGCGUCAUUUAGAAGAGCAUGUGGAUGUGCUGAUGACCUCAAACAUUGUCCAGUGUUUAGCUGCUAUGUUGGAUACAGUUGUAUUUAAAUAACUGAUUUACUGUUUGUGGUGCUUUCUGUGUAUAUUUGUUUAUUGUUUCUAAUACUCACAAAACAGAGACUGUUGAGGCUAUAUUUGAUUAAGCAGAGACAUCUGACUUCAUUUGCAAUGUAAGUGCAGCACUAUAACACCUUUCAGUCUCUAAUUGUGCAGUUGCUUAAUUUUCUUUAUGUCAGGGUCUUCACAGAUUCCAAAGCAUUCAAGAACACAAUGUGGGAAAAAAUGUAUUACAUUUUCAUUUAAUAUUGGGGGGAUAAUCAGUAGUACAUAUAUAUUUUGAUUGUUGCAACAUAAUAAAAAUACAUUUACAAACCA